AUGCCAUAUCCCCUCCAACUAGGUCUCCAAGAUGCCACAUCCCCAAUUAUAGAAGAAUUGACACAUUUCCAUGACCAUACCCUAAUAAUUGUCUUCCUCAUUAGCUCCCUAGUUCUUUACAUUAUUUCAUCCAUACUAACCACUAAACUGACGCAUACUAGUACUAUGGAUGCUCAGGAAGUAGAAACAAUUUGAACUAUCCUCCCAGCUAUAAUCCUAAUUCUAAUUGCCCUCCCAUCCUUACGAAUCCUCUAUAUAAUGGAUGAGAUCAACGACCCAUUGCUAACGGUAAAAACUAUAGGGCAUCAAUGAUAUUGAAGCUAUGAAUACACUGAUUACGAAGACUUGGCCUUUGACUCCUAUAUAAUCCCCACUAAUGACCUUGAACCCGGACAAUUACGACUGCUAGAAGUUGAUAACCGAGUAGUUUUACCUAUAGAAAUACCAAUCCGCAUAUUAAUCUCAUCAGAAGACGUCCUACACUCAUGAGCCAUUCCAUCCAUGGGCCUGAAAACAGAUGCUAUUCCAGGGCGACUGAACCAGGCAACCUUAAUAUCAUCACGACCUGGCCUAUUCUACGGUCAAUGCUCUGAAAUUUGUGGAUCCAACCAUAGCUUCAUGCCAAUUGUACUGGAACUAGUUCCGCUCAAAUACUUCGAAGACUGAUCAGCAUCUCUAUUAUAA
This is a messenger RNA of Trichechus manatus latirostris (Florida manatee), 684 nucleotides long. Lineage: Eukaryota; Metazoa; Chordata; Mammalia; Sirenia; Trichechidae. The record is from the annotation of a RefSeq genome assembly.